Molecule: messenger RNA, 1173 nt
Organism: Trichoderma gamsii
Lineage: Eukaryota; Fungi; Ascomycota; Sordariomycetes; Hypocreales; Hypocreaceae
Product: saccharopine dehydrogenase
Exons: 3
Coding region: 1-1173 (390 amino acids)
Cellular component (GO): cytoplasm
Molecular function (GO): saccharopine dehydrogenase (NAD+, L-lysine-forming) activity
Source: RefSeq, a predicted model, not a curated record
AUGUCUGGAUAUCCCGCCCUUCUCCUGCGAGCGGAGCAAAAGCCCCUCGAGCACCGAUCCUUCUCUCCCGCCGUCAUCAAGUCUCUAAUUGAUGCCGGAUACCCCGUCACCGUCGAGCGCUCCUCCACCGAUCCCAACUUCAAGCGGAUAUUCGAGGACUCAGAAUACGAAGCUGCGGGAGCCAAGCUUGUCGAAUCUGGCGUGUGGCCAAAUGCCCCUCAGGGAACCAUCGUCCUUGGCCUCAAGGAGCUUCCCGAAGAAAACUUCCCUCUCAAGAACGACUUCAUCCACUUCGCCCAUUGCUACAAGGGACAAAAGGGCCAUCAAGAGGUUCUCAGCCGAUUCCCACGAGGCGGCUCUGUACUUUAUGAUCUGGAAUUUCUAGUCGACGAAGUAGGAAGACGUGUUUCAGCAUUUGGUUAUCACGCUGGUUUCACCGGCGCUGCUCUUGGUGUCAAGACUUGGGCCUGGCAACUCGCUCACCCCGGCGAGAAGCUUCCCUCAGUCGCCACAUUCACCGACGGCAGAGGCUACUACAUGAACGAGGACGAGCUCGUCGAGCAGAUUCGCAAGGAUCUUGCAGAAGGCGAGAAGAAGCUGGGACGUAAGCCUACUGCCUUCGUCUUGGGUGCCCUCGGUCGAUGCGGUACCGGUGCCUGCGACCUGUUCCUCAAGGCUGGUCUUCCUGAGGAGAACCUCACUCGCUGGGAUCUCGCCGAGACCAAGGACCGUAACGGUCCUUACAAGGAAAUCGCUGAGCACGACAUCUUCCUCAACGCCAUCUACCUCUCCAAGCCCAUCCCUCCCUUCGUCAACAACGACCUUCUGUCACAAGCCGGCCGCAACCUCAGCGUUGUCAUCGACGUCUCAUGCGAUACCACCAACCCUCACAACCCCAUCCCCAUCUACGACAUCAACACCACCUUUGACGAUCCCACCGUCCCCGUCAAGAUUGAGAACGACCAGAACUCAACGCCUCUCUCCGUCAUCAGCAUCGACCACCUUCCCUCCAUGCUUCCUCGCGAGGCCAGCGAGUCAUUCAGCGAGGGCCUCAAGGAGUCAUUGCUCCAGCUCAAGGACCGAAGCACAGCCAGAGUUUGGGCUGAUGCCGAGAAGCUGUUUAACGAAAAGGUGGCACUGCUCCCUGAGGCGCUGCGCACCAAGGAGGUUUAA